Messenger RNA from Xenopus laevis (African clawed frog), 5111 nucleotides. RefSeq lists its product as uncharacterized. The record is from RefSeq and is a predicted model, not a curated record. Lineage: Eukaryota; Metazoa; Chordata; Amphibia; Anura; Pipidae. The coding region runs from base 167 to 4504 and encodes 1445 amino acids. The transcript has 16 exons.
GAGCAGGAAGGUGCAGAGCAGAGAGUGAAACUAAACUGAGAAGUGAAUACGUUGGAGACGAGGAGAGGAGAGAGAAGGAGCGGCUCUAGUGAAGGAGAAGCAGAGAAUAUUUGGGGUCUGUGGGACGGCUCAUUCUCCAAUAGACGGUGUUUGUAGGAACAACACAAUGGACGUUGGUGAGAGAUCUUCUCCUGUGCAGCAGCCACAACCCACACAAGGACCCGGCUUGUUUAUUCAAGUGAAUGGCAACAAGAUCAGCCUGCAGCCUCCUCCUCAGAACUCAGGGGGAGAAGGUUCUGAACAACCAAAAGAAUUUGUAUUUGAUCAUUGUUUAUUGAGGUUUGAUGAGAAACUAUCACUGGAAGAGACAUUCCAGGAUCUUGGGAAAGAAAUCCGAGAGAAUAUCUCACAGGGAUACAACUCUUGUGUUUUUGCCUUUGGACAAACAGGAUCAGGGAAAACGUUCUCAUUGUUGGAGUUGCAAGAACAGUCUGGUCUGGUCUCGUUGAUCUGCUCUGAAUUGUUUAACAGUGAGCCCAGUAGAUUUAAAGCUUUUGACAUUAAGGUCUCUUAUGCAGAAAUAUUUAAUGAAGAAUUGAGGGAUCUUUUGGCACCUAAUAGGAUGCACAGAGCAGUUAAAUUGCAACCGAAUGUUCCAUUAGGACCUUAUGCCAAUGGAUUAUCCCUACAUGUUGUCAAUAGUUAUGAAGAUAUCAGACAGAUAAUAAUAGCAGGGAAUGAGUGUAGGACUGUAGCUGACAGAGCCAACCCUACUAUGGAUGAAACUAGCCAGGCACAUGGAAUAUUUACUUUAACAAUAACCUGUACUCAGGGGACAGGGGAGAUUUGUAGCAAGGUGAGUCUGGUGGAUCUAGUAGGGAGUGAGAGAACAAGUGAGGCUGCACAUGUGGAAGUAGAGUCAGAAGAAUCCAGCAUGGAUAUAGAUUUAAUUGACUCAUCCAGGGCAAUAACAGAUAAUGGUGUGGAUCAGAGAGACACUUUACUUUGUUGGAUUCUCAAUCAGUUUCUGGGAAGAAAGACCAAAGCAACAAUUGUAGCCAUGAUUGACCCACGUGCAGAUAAUUACCAGGAGACUCUCAAUACUCUGUCUUCUGCUCACAGGGCCAAGUAUAUAGUUACCCAGGCACUGAGGCCUGAUGAUUCCGGACACAUGGAUACAGAUGAGCCUCAGGAGGAAUUAAGUAAACAGACAGAGAGUUUAAGUUUAACUGAAGUCAACACGGGCCUGACAUCAAGCAAAAAUUCCAAACUAGAGAAAUCUGUGAAUCCUGCAACUGAUAGUUUUACAAAACCCAGCCAAUCAUUGGCCACUCUGAAUAUAGCUGCAGUUGUCAUCAGAUCAGACUUCUCACACCAAGAAACCACUGGAAACCAAGAGUUUGCCAAAGACACAGCUACAGGGGCCAAGUGUAUAGUCAUUCAGCCACUGAGAUCUGAGGAUUCUGGACACAUGGAUGCAGAUCAGCUACAGGAGGAAAUAAGUAAAGGGACAGAACGUUUACAUUUAGCUGAAGACAACAAACAAUUGCUGCCUUGUGAAAAUUACAAACUAGAAGAAUCUGUGAAAACGACGACUGAUCCUCAUCCAAACCUUAACCAGUCAUUGGCCUCUCUGAACAGAUCUCGAAUAAUCUGCAGAUCAGACCCCUCACACCAAGAAACCACAGAAAACCAAGGGUUUGCCAAUGACAAGGCUACAGGUAUCCAGGGCGCAGGUUCCCCAGAAUUGCAGCGUGAGGAUUCUGCAGAGGUGGAUACAGAUCAGCUAAGGGAUGAACUAAGGAAUGAGACAAAGUCUUUAAAUGGAGGCAAAACUGAUGGAUUGUCAAAUCCCCAAGCAAUGGAUACUGGGAACAUAGAUACUGUAACCAUCAGCGGCUCAGACACCUCACACAUUGGAACCACUAGAAACCUUUCUGCCAUUAAACCUGCUAUGGGUGACGCUUUGAUGGGCCAGACCCCAGGACACAACGUGACAGUAUUAUACUGGGAUACACCUCGUGAUCUAGAGUUUCUACAUGCAAAGAUUAAGGAGCACUGGCCAAUGAAUAUCAAGAGCAUAAAGUUCAUUCCCCUUUGUAUUGCCACUGAGGAUGAAUGGAAAUGUACAGCAAGUGAAGCGACUUAUAUCGUACUCUAUCACUCAAUGCAAUUAGGAAAAUUCAUAGAAGAUGGAAAAAGUUAUUUGGAUUUUUGUAUGGGGACACAUGAAUUCUCCAAUAUAUUAGUGAUAGUAACAGACCUGGAAGACUCCCUGCGUAAGAAAGAGAUGAGACGGAACUGGGAUCAGAGCCCAUAUAAAGUUUGCCAUCUGCAAUUAUUCACAGAGGAGGAAAUGGAUCCAUUUAGAACAAGUACAACUAAAGAAUGUCGUUAUACAGAAGAAAUGGCAGCAGAGUCAGAACUGGAUUGUAUCCAGAUUACAAGACACCACAGAAUCGGAAUCUUCUCCAGAUCAGCAGAGAGUGAUUACCAGUGGCUGCUGACGCUUCUUGAAUCAGAAUUCAGAGAUGUGGUUGAUGAAGUUCGACCCUAUUACAUCUCUAACAAUGGACACAGACAGUUCUGGGAGGAUGUCUCUCAUUGCUCAGUCGCUAUCCUGUAUCACACCAUGAACAGAGGGAGAUUAAAUAUCACUGAUGUCACUGACUCUCUCUAUGAUGAGGAGCUGAAACAUAUGUCUGCUAUACUGGAGAAGGAGAAUGUGUUUGUGGUGGCUGAUGACCUGACAGACAGUAGCUCUACAGAGAAGCACAGAAUCCUGGAGCAGCAGCACAGUAUUGUAAAAUACGCUUGUGACCUGGUGCUUAUCACACAAGCAGAUAAGGAAGGCAAUGGAGGUUUGAAGAAAAUGCUCAAAAGAAUCAAACAAAAAAUAAAAACUGCAACAAAGCGCAAAAUGGGGCGUGAUGGCAACACAAAGGAUAAAAAGAAAAAGUGUCCAGAGCAAGAUACAGUAGCACAAGCGCAAGGCUCUCCUAAACCAGAGAAACUUAUACUGCAGAGAACAGGGAGCUUUGCUGUACCAGGUCCUAACGAAGUGGAACCAAAAACAGAAGAAGGAAAACUGUCCAUCAAGAAAAACCAUAAAAUUGGGAUUUUCUCCAGAUCAGCAGAAAGUGAUUACGAUUGGUUACAAACGUCCCUCAGAACAGAGUUGAGGGAUUUGGUGGUGGACGUCAGACCCUAUUACAUCUCUAAUAAUGGACGGCUGCAGUUCUGGGAAGAGGUGUCUCAGUGCACAUUCGGGAUCCUGUAUCACACUAUGAGGAGAGGGAGGCUGAAUAUCACCAAUGUCGCUGACUCUUUGUAUGAUGACGAGCUGAAAUAUAUGGCUGAACAGCUAGGGAAGGAGAAUGUGAUUGUGGUGGCUGAUGACCUGGAGGACAGUAGUCCUGAGAAGCAGCAGAGAAUCCUGGAGCACCAGCCCAAUAUUGGAGAAUAUGCCUGUGACCUGGUUCUCCUCACUCCAGCAGAUAAGAAAGAGAAAGCCCAACUGAUGGAGAAGCUGAAGACCAUUAGAUCUGCUUUACACGUCACAAGUCUUUAUGUGCAUCUUACUGAGGAAGAGGGUGAUGAUGAUCAAAUCAAAAAAACUACAGAGGAAUUUACACGUCUUGUUAACAAUCUUCCUAAACCUCUUCGAAAAACAAUGAAAGAAAUUAUGGAGAGACUGGAUUGUGCUACAUCUGGCCUUCUAAAAGCAUGCUUUAACCAGGCCAAAGGCAGAACUGUCAACUUAAUUCAAUUAUUCAAGAAUUUCUGUUUACAACAAAAUAAAAUACAUGACAGAGCAGAGGCUCCCUGUACAGGUAACAAAACAACACAUCUCCCAACUGUUACAGAAGGGCAACCCAGAGGACAUGGAAGUGAUGCUGGGACACAGUGUCAGAAACAACCUAGCGGACAGAAUUCGCAAAGGGCAGGGGUUUUUGAUUUAAAACCUUCCUGGCCGUCAUCAUGGAAUUUGUUUGGCUCAGCCAAUCAAACAGCAUCACGUGCAAAGAAGAAGCACAAGGUUGGGAUAUUCUCCAGAUCAGUAGAAGAUGAUUAUCGGUGGCUACGCAGGUUCAUUACAUCAGAGUUCAGUGAUUAUGUUCAGGAGGUGAGACCCUGUUACAUCUAUAACAAUGGACUCAUGCAGUUCUGGGAGGAUGUCUCUCAUUGCUCGGUCGCUAUCCUGUAUCACACCAAGAACAGAGGGAGGAUUAACAUCACUGAUGUGGAGGACUCUCUGUAUGAUGAGGAGCUGCAAUAUUUAGCCAAUGAGCUGGGGAAAGACAAAGUCAUGGUGGUGGUGGAUGACCUGGAUGAGAUUGGCCCAAAGGAGAAGGAAAGGAUUCUGGAGAGACAAGGAAGUAUUGAGAAAUGGGCCUGUGACCUCAUUCUCGUCAGUUCAUCUGAGAAGGACUUCAGUGAAUCUAGAAAUUCAAUGUUUAAACAAGGAUUGAAGGAUACAUUUAGUAGAAUAAUGCAGAUUUAAUUUGUUUAUCCUUUUACCACCCUACAGAAAGUACCACACACCUAGUGAUUCUUAACACAUUUCCUGUCUCUCCCAAAACCCCCACAAAUGUUUAUUUAAAAACCUCAAGCCUAUUUAGGCAGGUAUAUGUCAUAGCAAAAUGAUUUAAAUGAUAUACGUUUUGAAUUAUGCUGUUUGUAACAGAGUGAGAUCAAUUCCAAUAACACCAAAGCAACGUUGGACUUGAUGCUUUCCGAGCUUUGCAUCUGCCCCUUACUUCAAGCAAACCAGUUCAGAUGGUGGAUGUCGAAGAGUAAUAAAACUUAGCUUUGAAUCAUAGUUACAAUAAAAUGAUCUACUCUGAAACAGACUCACUGAUUUCACACUUUUCAGGCAGUGCAGGACCAUAAAUUUACACUAAAUAAAAACUGCAUAUGGAGGAUAGAUAGGGUUAAAGUGAAGCAACAUAGUUACAGCACCAAUAGCUCAAUGUAUAAUUAUUAUAAUUACUAGCCACAGGUGGUUAAUCAGUAGUCCUUAAAACCCAGGCUGGCCAGUUUCUGAGGAGCUCUGCCUAAGCGAGACACUGAGAGAUGUCUGAGAGAGGGCCGGACCAAGCUGACUGGGC